UCAAGGCAAUGGUCCUGACUGAGUCGCGGUUUACGAGUAAGACUUUUUCACUGCAAAAGCCAGGGAAAAACACUCCACGUUGAAAUGAACCAGAGGCCAGCAGUCGCUAUGGAUUAAAACGGAAACUUUUACGAUGGCUGUUAAUGUGAAAAAGUAGGCAAAACAUCAGCAGACCUUCAGCAAGCAACUAGAUGCACGAGCCUUGCUAGUAUGAGCGAGCAGAGCGGUCACAAACCUGGCUGCAGUAUUUUCCUCAGUAUUUUAACCGAAUCAGCCUCCUUAAACCUUUAACGACUUGUGUUACUUUAAAUUCUAAAACAGUCAAAGUCCGGUACACUUUUGAUUCUGAAAGAGUUAUGGCGGGGAAGGUGACAGCAGGCUCGGGAAUACUGCUCGUGACAGCCAACGUUGGAUCGCUCUUUGAAGAUCCUGAUAACCUACAGAAGACAUGGCUGCGGGAAUUCUACCAGACUGUCCAAUCACACAGGCCCCACUUCAUCGCAGUGCACUGUCAAGAGGUGGGCGGGAAGAACUACGAAGCGUCCAUGUCACACGUGGAUUGUUUUGUCAAAGAGCUGCUGUCCAGUGAUGCCAUGAAGGAGUACAACAGAGUCCGUGUCUACCUCGACGAGAACUACAAAUCCCAGGAGCAUUUCACAGCACUAGGAAGUUGCUACUUUCUUCACGAAUCAUUGAAAAACAUCCAGCAGUUUGAUUUCAAAGCCAAGAAAUUCAAGAAGGUGGUUGGGAAAGAGAUCUACUCAGACACACUAGAGAGCACACCCAUGUUGGAGAAGGAGAAGUUUCCUCAGGACUACUUCCCUGAGUGCAAGUGGUCCAGAAAAGGCUUUAUCAGGACUCGAUGGGCUCUGGCUGACUGUGCUUUUGACCUGGUCAACAUCCACUUGUUCCACGAUGCCUCCAACAUACUGGCCUGGGAGAAGAGCCCCUCAGUCUACUCCGGGACGAGACAGAAGGCCCUGGGCUUCGUCUUAGAUAGGAUCACUGACCAGAGGUUUGAAAAGGUGCCAUAUUUUGUCUUCGGAGACUUCAACUUCAGGUUGGAUACAAGGCAGGUUGUUGAGAGUCUGUGCUCCACUGCCACCAUGCAGACGGUCAGACUAGGUGACACCAAUGAAGUUGAGAAGCUAAUAUUCAGAGAAUCUGAGAACGAUCGCAAGGUUGUACUUCAACUUGAAAAGAAGCUUUUUAAUUAUAUUAACCAGGAUGUUUUCCGGGAAAACAAUGGGACCCUGUUUUUACAGUUUGACAGUGAGCUGUCCUGUUUCAAGGAACGGCUGCACGAGCUGGAGAUAUCCUUUCCUCCCAGUUAUCCGUACAGUGAAGACAGCAAUCAGGGAAAGCAGUACAUGAACACUAGAUGCCCUGCCUGGUGUGACCGCGUCCUCAUGUCUGCCACAGCUAAAGACCUGGUCUUAAAGCCUGAAAAUGAGGAGAAGAACUUGGUCUAUGACAAUAUAGGGCCCAACGUCUGCAUGGGGGACCAUAAGCCUGUCUACCUGUCCUUUCGUUUAACAACCGGGGCAGGUAAAGCUAAUGCAAAUAAGCACAAGUGUUGUAACGUGCAGUGAUGUCUUGGAAAGUGGUGCCAAAGGGUGGAAAAGAUAUCUGCGUGAAGCGCCUCUGUGAGAAGAACACGAGAGUUGGACACAGGAUACACACACACACACACACACACACUGAAGACCCUAUACAGACUUUUCAGCAGUGCUGACCAGUUGCAGUCGUUCUAACACCUCAUUCAUACAAGCUGUUGUUUUUCCACACAACAUGUCAGUAUCUGGACUACCCACCCGAGACACGUUUGCGAUAAGACACAUCUUACUGACCUCACCAUUGCGACGCACCCUAAUCCCCCAGAGAAAGGAAGGACAACUAUUUUCCAUGUCACAGCCUUGUUGCCAAAACUCUAAUAGAAAUUAGUCAUAACUACAUUAUUUUAGAUACCAUAUUUGCAAUUUUAGGUACGCCUCUAACAUAGAAGCUACUUCCAUAAGAUGUUUUUAAAAAGUGCAAUGCAAAAAAAAUUGUAUAUCUAUAUUGUUAGGUUUAUUUGUACAUUGGACAGUAUAACAUAGAGUUGUUGAUGGUUUUAGUGCUGUUUUCUCUCUUCUGACCAAACUUUGUGGUCCCACUGUUUAGAAUAGAUAAAUAUUUUCACUUAAUUUCAUUUAGAUUUUAUUUUCGAGUUUUUUUUUUAUUUGUCAUUGCUGCCAUGCCUCACAUCAGCUGAAUCUCAUUUUAUAUACUGUACUUUUUAAAGAGAUAAUUUAUCAUUCUUACCACAAUUGUUAUGCUGAAGUAUAUGGAGACAAUAUGGCUGCUGGGUGUUUCAUCAGCCAUGACCUUUGAAUCUAACAUUACAAUGGAGAGAAGAAAAGAAAAAACUUUUCAGCCAACAUGAUUUAUAUAGCCUAUCCAAGGAUGUUUUAAGCAGUGCCAUAGAUCAUAUAAGAUAUUGUUUCAUAUAUAGCAGUCUCACAUUAUUUCAUUAUUAUUAUUCUAACUUAUUUCUGUGUAAUAAUAUUAUGGUUCUGAAUGUGAUGUUUUUAGAUAGGCUUGGGUAUCUAUUUUUGUUACUGCAUUAUGGUGCCAAGUAUUGUACAAAGAAAUGAAUUGUGUAAGAGUUAACAUAAAAUAGUUAAGUCCAACUAAUAGAUAAAGGUAUUGAUUAUACAUUGUAAAAAAAAACAUCAACAAAAAAACGCUAAAGUCGGGAAAGACCAGGAAGAAUUGCUUUUGAAUUGUGUAUGUAGCCUUCAACAGCCUUCACUGCUAUGUUGCAAAUUAAGGUCCUCUCAUCGCUCGUUCGAGCGUUAAAAAGCGAUUAGGGGAGGCUGUUGAUGAAACGCGAAGGUUUCCUUUUAUUGAUUUAAUUUACUACACUACAGAGUUCAGACUGUGUGAAGCCGUUAGAUUGAUCCAGGAUUUUUUUUCUUCAUCUAAAUCACCGCAAGUGGAAAUUAUUUUGUGACUGCCGCUGAAUUUGUUGUCUUAACAGUGUGAUUUGAUUCGUAGGCAAAACUGCUUGUUUUUCCCGCUGGUCACGUGAUUAAAGAAGCUGCAGUUUGUUCACUUCUUUCAGCAGAUAGAGAUUCUAUACCCCAUUGACGUCAUGGCCUCUAGUGUUGGUUAUGCGGUUCUCAAGCAAUAAAACCAUUAGAACUCAA
Salvelinus namaycush (lake trout) is the source of this 3191-nucleotide messenger RNA. RefSeq names its product inositol polyphosphate-5-phosphatase A-like. Gene Ontology annotation, biological process: phosphatidylinositol dephosphorylation. The coding region runs from base 357 to 1592 and encodes 411 amino acids. The record is from RefSeq and is a predicted model, not a curated record. Lineage: Eukaryota; Metazoa; Chordata; Actinopteri; Salmoniformes; Salmonidae. The transcript is spliced from 16 exons. Gene Ontology annotation, molecular function: inositol-polyphosphate 5-phosphatase activity.